UUGUAGGGCGGCUGUGGGGCGGGGCAGCCUGGAUUGCAGCUAUCGGUCUUUUUUCAUGCCAGCCUGGAUGGGAGGCUGUUUUGGACGCACUGCUUACUCACCAGCCUCCUCCUUUUGUCUGCCAGCCCAGCCUGACUCCUUGAGAUUGUGAAUAGCUCCCAUCUAGCCUGUGAAGCUAGCUGGACGCUGGACGGCUGAGCCAGGCUGCUCCUGGAUCAUCCUACAGGCCCCAUGCUACGGCUGGAGCCCUCCCCUGGGCUGGGGGGCCGCUGGCCUGGCCUCCUGCCUGUGCUCCUGGCUCUCCUUGGCGUGGCCUGGGCAGAGGUGCAGCCACCCCAGCUGUGGGAGGAGCAGGCCCCAAUAUCUGGAGCCCUGAGCAGGAAGGAGAGUUUCCUGCUCCUCUCGCUGCACAACCGCCUGCGCAGCCGGGUGCACCCCCCUGCGGCCAACAUGCGGAGAAUGGACUGGAGUGAGAACCUGGCCCAACAGGCUCAGGCCAGGGCUGCCCUCUGUGGCCGCCCAGCCCCAAACCUGGGGCCCACCCACCGAGCCAGUGCACACAUGGGCUGGAAUGUGCAGCUGCUGCCUGUGGGCUCCGCAUCCUUUGUCCAGGUGGUGGGCCUGUGGUUUGAAGAGGGCCAGUGGUACAGCCAUGCAGCAGCCGAGUGUGCCCACAAUGCCACCUGUACCCACUACACCCAGCUUGUGUGGGCCACCUCCAGCCAGCUGGGCUGCGGGCGACACCCCUGCUCUGGGCACCAGGCUGAGAUGGAAGCCUUUGUCUGCGCCUACUCCCCCGGAGGCAACUGGGAGGUCGACGGGAAGACGAUUGUCCCCUAUAAGAAGGGCGCCUGGUGUUCGCUCUGCACGGCCAGCGUCUCAGGUUGCUUCAAAGCCUGGGACCAUGCAGGGGGGCUCUGUGAGGUCCCCAGGAACCCCUGCCGCAUGAGCUGCCGGAACCACGGGCAUCUCAACAUCAGCACCUGCCACUGCCACUGCCCUGCUGGCUACACGGGCAGGUACUGCCAAGUGCGGUGCAGCGUGCAGUGCGUGCACGGCCGGUUCCGGGAAGAGGAGUGCUCCUGCGUCUGCGACGUGGGCUACGGGGGAGCCCAAUGCGCCACCAGGGUACACUUCCCCUUCCACUCCUGUGACUUGAGGAUCGAUGGGAACUGCUUCAUGGUGUCUUCAGAGGCAGACACCUAUUACGGAGCCAAGAUGAAAUGCCAGGCAAAGGGCGGGGUCCUCGCCCAGAUUGAGAGCCAGAAAGUACAAGACAUCCUCGCCUUCUACCUGGGCCGCUUGGAGACAACCAACGAGGUAACCGACAGCGACUUUGAGACCAGGAACUUCUGGAUCGGGCUCACCUACAAGGCCUCUAAGGACUCCUUCCGCUGGUCCACCGGGGAGCACCAGUCCUUCACCAGUUUUGCCUUUGGGCAGCCUGACAACCAGGGGUUUGGCAACUGUGUGGAGCUGCAGGCCUCAGCCGCCUUCAACUGGAACGACCAGCGCUGUAAAACCCGAAACCGCUACAUCUGCCAGUUUGCUCAGGAGCACAUUUCUCGCUGGGGCCCAGGGCCCUGAAACUCUGCCACGCCUCUCCCUUGCCUCUCCCUGGGUGCACCAGCCCUGCUUGCCGAUUUGCCCAUGUCUCUGGAACAAGGGCCAGGCCAGGACCUCAAGCCCAACAUCUGAAGAGGUCCCAGACCUUGCAGGAAGUGGGGAGGGGCCAGUAGGGAGGCUAGCAGAGGGGAAGGGGAGCCUGGGGCCCCUCAGCCUGCUUCUGAUCAGGGAGAUGGGCCUCAAUUAGGUGGUGAAACAAGAGCCAAGGCCAGGGGCAGACUAGACCGAGACCGCUCUCCUCCAUCUGGGCUGGACCCUCUGGGGCAGAUGGAGGUUGCUCGCAGCUCAGGAUGCAGCCCACAAAAGAUUAAACUAAGUUAUGGAACAAACUUGUGGAUGCUCAUUUCGAAGGGGAAUUCAGAUGAGCCAGGAUGACCCUGGAGGACCAGAGAGAGCCUGAAGCUCAGUGCCUCCUGCCCACCAAGCCCCCUGCUCACCCACGGGAGACCCAGGCCGCCCUCUGGAUGCUUCCUUGUGCCCUUCCUUCCUGAAUAAUGCAUAGAUACAGAAGCCUCAUUUGCAUCCCUGAUGUCUUGCUCCAGCUCCUCUCAUCACUGCCUCUGUGGGCUUGUGUUUCUGUUCGCACCCUCUCCCUUUGAGCUUUAUGCCUGCUCCACGUGCUUCUUCUUUCUUUGUGAUGAUCUACACCAGGGUGUGUGCUGGCCCCGUCUCCCUCCGCUUCCUGCAGUGGUGAGAGGGUCCAGGCAGGCACUGUCACUACCAUCCAUAACGUGCCACAGCCCACUUACAUGCUGCUGUGUACGCACCCUGAGUUGCUUUGCUGGUUGGAGGUAGAAGUGUGGCCUGGGGCCAUGGUGGGGUGGGGUGGGGGGAAGAGUGCCAGUCACAGGUCUUAGCUGCAACUGAUAAAAACAGCUCUGGCUAAUCAUGGCAGAAAAGUAACUGAUCCUAAGGACGAUGAUUUUAAAAUGGGCAAAAGCCCAGCUGGUGUGGUUCAGUUGACUGAGCAUGGGCCUUUGAACCGAAGGGUCACCAGUCGGAUUCCCGGUCAGGGCCUGUGCCUGGGUUGCAGGCCAGGUCCCCUGCGGUGGGUGUGUGAGAGGCAACCACACAUUGAUGUUUCUCUCCCUCCCUUCCCCUCUCUCUAGAAAUAAAUAAACAUAACCUUAAAAAAACUCAUCAAAUUUUACAGUUGAAAUAAAUGCAUCUUAUUGUAUGUAAACUAUAAGAAAAUAAAUA
Messenger RNA from Artibeus jamaicensis (Jamaican fruit-eating bat), 2826 nucleotides. RefSeq names its product C-type lectin domain family 18 member C (gene CLEC18C). The coding region runs from base 232 to 1587 and encodes 451 amino acids. The transcript is spliced from 12 exons. Lineage: Eukaryota; Metazoa; Chordata; Mammalia; Chiroptera; Phyllostomidae. Gene Ontology annotation, molecular function: polysaccharide binding. The record is from RefSeq and is a predicted model, not a curated record.